AUGACGCUCCAACUUCUUCGACAAUGCCACCUACUGCGGCGAGGCGUGGUUCUGCAACGUCGCGAGCUGCUCCGGCGAGAUGACUGUGGUGACGAGCGUAAAGGCUUGAGUGAGAGAAGGCACAACAGCAAGCUUCCUUCACCCUGUAGCUUCUCGUCAGCAACACAAUGCAAAAACUCUCUUCUCUGCAAUGAAGAGUUUUUUCAUAGGCGCGAUUUAGGGGUUUUCGUUCGCACCCAAUUGGAAGCAUUGUAUCCCUGUAAUCGUUUGGAGUUCGUGGCUUUAAGCCCCAUUGUUGGCGUCGUAGAGGCAGACCUGAAGGGACCAGACGGCCCUGCUGGGUAUCACUGCGUGCCCGCUGAAACAGUAACAGAUGAAGACUUUAAGUACAGUUUUAAUGGAAAACCAGGCAUUCAAGUCCCAAACAACGCUGUACUAUUCCCUGCAUCUGUUAUGGAGGCUCCUAUGUUCAAUGGUAUGGGAAUUUCUGCAGGACGUGUAUUGCUCCGGCGAGGUGGAUCUCUUCCGGUGCACAGUCAUGGUGCGAGUGAAAUACUGUAUGUGACACAAGGUGCAAUGAAUGUUACAAUCUUGGCAACUCGGAGAGCUUAUGUGAAUUACCUCAAAGAAGGAGAGUUUAUGAUUAUUCCAAAAUGCCGGCUGCAUUUUCUUGACAAUGUUGGUAGGGGGGAAGCCAUUGGUUUUGCCGCUUAUAGUAGCGCAAACCCUCGUUUCCAUUUUCAACAUCUUGAAAUGUAUGCCAGCAACGUCCCAAGCCCCACCCUUUCCCGAGUUACCUUCCUUGAUGUAGACCAAAUCAGGAGGAACAAGGCUCGUUUCAACGGCACCGGCUAG
This is a messenger RNA of Vigna unguiculata (cowpea), 855 nucleotides long. Its product is annotated as auxin-binding protein ABP19a-like. The record is from RefSeq and is a predicted model, not a curated record. NCBI's taxonomy places the organism in Eukaryota, Viridiplantae, Streptophyta, Magnoliopsida, Fabales, Fabaceae.